Molecule: messenger RNA, 471 nt
Organism: Rotaria sp. Silwood1
Lineage: Eukaryota; Metazoa; Rotifera; Eurotatoria; Philodinida; Philodinidae
Source: the annotation of a GenBank genome assembly
AUGAAUGAUGAUCUUAUUCAAACAAUAAUAAAUGAUGAUCGUCAACGUUUUUUACUUGAUCUUGAAUUUGUUCAAACAUUAGCAAAUCCUCAAUAUUUAAAUUUUUUGGCUCAAAGAAAUUAUUUUAAAAAUCCAGCAUUUAUUAAUUAUUUAAAAUAUUUACUUUAUUUUAAAGAAGAUAAUUAUAUAAAAUAUAUUCAUUAUCCUCAAGCACUUUAUUUUCUUGAUUUAUUACAACGUGAACAAUUUCGACAAGAACUUGUUAAUGCAACAUAUUGUCGAUAUAUAGAAGAUCAACAAUUACUUGCAUGGCAACGACUUCAACGUCGAAAGAAUCAACUAUUAAAUAAUGCUGCCGGAAUAACAACAACAAAUAAUAAUAAUAAUAAUGAAACAGAAACUACAAAUCCACAGAAUAGCACAAAUGCAAUAUCAACAUCAACAACAGCAAACAACACUCAACUUCGUUAA